Saccostrea echinata is the source of this 1221-nucleotide messenger RNA. Its product is annotated as rRNA 2'-O-methyltransferase fibrillarin-like. Lineage: Eukaryota; Metazoa; Mollusca; Bivalvia; Ostreida; Ostreidae. The coding region runs from base 41 to 961 and encodes 306 amino acids. Gene Ontology annotation, biological process: rRNA methylation; box C/D sno(s)RNA 3'-end processing. The transcript is spliced from 10 exons. Gene Ontology annotation, molecular function: histone H2AQ104 methyltransferase activity; RNA binding; rRNA methyltransferase activity. The record is from RefSeq and is a predicted model, not a curated record. Gene Ontology annotation, cellular component: nucleolus; Cajal body; small-subunit processome.
UUUUGAAACCAAACACACGUGGGUCUCACUUUUUGCAAACAUGGGAAGACCAGAUUUCACACCUAGAGGCCGAGGAGGUGGUCGUGGAAGGGGAGGAGACAGAGGAGGGAGAGGAGGAAGAGGAGGAUUUGGGGGUCGAGGUGGCGGUGGGAGGGGAGGAGGAUUUGGGGGUCGAGGUGGUGGAGGCAGAGGCGGAAGAGGAGGAGGAAGGGGAGGCAGAGGAGGUGGUAGAGGGGGAUUCAGGGGUGGAAAGAGUGUCGCAGUUGAGCCCCACAGACAUGAAGGUGUAUUCAUUGCUCGUGGUAAAGAAGAUGCUCUAGUUACAUUAAAUAUGGUCCCUGGAGAAACAGUUUAUGGAGAGAAAAAGAUUGUUGUAGAGGAAGGAGAAAAGAAGAUAGAAUACAGAGCAUGGAAUCCCUUUAGAUCAAAGUUAGCAGCAGCCAUUCUAGGAGGUGUAGAAAAAAUAUACAUGAAACCUGGAGCCAAGGUCCUAUACUUAGGGGCAGCUUCAGGGACUACUGUUAGUCAUGUUUCCGAUAUUGUUGGACCCGAAGGUUUGGUGUAUGCUGUAGAAUUUUCACACAGAAGUGGUAGAGAUCUGAUUAAUGUGGCAAAGAAAAGGACAAAUAUUAUCCCUAUCAUUGAAGAUGCAAGACACCCACACAAAUACAGAAUGCUAGUUGGUAUGGUGGACACAAUAUUUGCUGAUGUUGCACAGCCUGAUCAAGCCAGAAUUGUUGCUAUUAAUGCACAUCACUUCCUCAAAAACAAUGGUCAUAUUGUAAUAUCCAUAAAGGCAAACUGUGUUGAUUCUACUGCUGAACCUGAGGCUGUAUUUGCUGGAGAAAUCAACAAACUAAGAGGGGAGAAAAUCAAGCCCCAGGAACAGCUGACACUGGAGCCCUAUGAAAGAGACCAUGCAGUAGUAGUAGGAGUAUACAGACCACCUCCAAAGAAGUGAUCCACAAGUGUGUUCUGGCCACAUUCUUUUUAAAUUUGCUCCUCGGAGAUAUAUAUUCAAAGGAUGAUGAACUGGUUUUCAAAGUCCAGGAAUGGAACUUUAGCGGUCUUUAGUGCCAGUGAGGAUACCACUGACAUUUGUUAAACUUGUACUCGCAAGAGAAUUUGAAAGUUUUUAUUAAAAACUUUUGCAUCAUGUUCAUGAUUUUAUAUGAUGAAAAUGUUUUGCAAAUGAUGUACAUAAUAAACUUGUAUAUGAUG